Messenger RNA from Cladophialophora carrionii CBS 160.54, 942 nucleotides. RefSeq lists its product as uncharacterized. The transcript is spliced from 2 exons. The record is from RefSeq and is a predicted model, not a curated record. NCBI's taxonomy places the organism in Eukaryota, Fungi, Ascomycota, Eurotiomycetes, Chaetothyriales, Herpotrichiellaceae. The coding region runs from base 1 to 942 and encodes 313 amino acids.
AUGGAUCAACUCGCCUUCGCGGCCGGUGGUACAGAAAUGCAGUACUUGCAUCCGGGUCGCCUGAGUGACCAGAGCUCAAGGACAGCCAUAUUCCCUGACCAGGGCCACUCCAAGUCUGAACUCCUGCUUCAAGCCAUCCUUGACGAACUGAAGGACAACAAGGCGUCAAACGCUGGUGUCGCGGUUGCCAAGACAGAUACCAAGGACUUUGUCUCAUCUCCCUCUGAUGUGUCCCAACCUGUCAUGCCGCAAUGCAAAUCCUCUCGGCCUCAUCCGACUCGAGGGACUUCAACCACGAGCUCUGGAUCCUCGCGCUCUACAUCAGGCUGCGGCGACGAGCAGUUUUACCAACAACUCUUCACGGCCGUGGUGGCCUUCGCCGCAUUCGGGGGGUCAAUCACCUUUCAAUGCAUAUUUCAGACCAUGCCUGACACGACCGAGAACAAACAUAUCACACCUAAGCGAGCCCGUACAUUCAUCGCCAUCAGUUGGCUGCUUUUCACAAUGGACUUGAGUCUGAGCAGUAUCGUGCUCGCGGCAUUGUAUGUGUGCAAGACGAGGUCGGCACGAGAGGGAGAGCGGACAGAUACCUGGCACAAACAACUUCAUCGUGCCACGAACCUUAUCGCAGCACUGGUACUCCCUCUCGUGUGUGUUGCCGCAUUGAUAUUUGCGGCGCUGGCGGUUUCCGUCCUGUCCCUGGCCGUCGGCGAGACAGCGCUAGUAUCGGUCACGGUGUUGGGCGGCUCCAUUGUUCUAUGGUGGUUCAGUUUCUCGAUCGUUGCACCUCUAUCAGUUGCCGCGCCCACAGCCCACACGCCACCACAAGGCGGUCUCACUGCUGCCGCACCCAGUGCCAGCGACCAGAUCUCCAAGGUCCCAGCCGCUAUCGUCGCAGUCCAAGACCUCCUUCACCCCAUCCUGUAUCUUGCAGAGUCAUGA